Molecule: messenger RNA, 441 nt
Organism: Homalodisca vitripennis (glassy-winged sharpshooter)
Lineage: Eukaryota; Metazoa; Arthropoda; Insecta; Hemiptera; Cicadellidae
Exons: 2
Coding region: 1-441 (146 amino acids)
Source: RefSeq, a predicted model, not a curated record
AUGGCUGACUGUCAAGGUCCGAUAUUUAUAGAUAAAGUGGACAACGAGAUUACAACAUUACAACUCUUUGACCACCUGACACUCCAUCAGCUUUUGACACCACAUCAACAUGGCUUUCUGGCUGGGAAAUCGACUAACACAGCACUGAUCAGCUUAGUGGAAUUCCUACUUGACCAAGAAGAAGAGGGAAACACAUCGACUGCCAUCCUCUUAGACUACAGCAAAGCCUUCGACUGUCUGGAUCAUGACUAUCUCAUAAGGAAAUUAACAGCUCUUGGAAUACAGGGAAGUGCAAAAUCAUGGUUCUCCAGCUAUCUAACCAACAGAAGCCAACUGGUGGAAAUAACACAUUCAGCAAAUGGCAAAUCAAAAUCAAUUAGAUCCAAACUGAAGACUGGUGGAAAUAACACAUUCAGCAAAUGGCAAAUCAAAAUCAAUUAG